Messenger RNA from Striga hermonthica, 657 nucleotides. The record is from the annotation of a GenBank genome assembly. NCBI's taxonomy places the organism in Eukaryota, Viridiplantae, Streptophyta, Magnoliopsida, Lamiales, Orobanchaceae.
AUGACCCGAACCCCGAGCCCGGAACGAAGAGAAGCGUCCAGAAGCCCCACUCGGACAGGCAUGAGGCUCAUCGUACCUCUACAGGGAGUGGUCCAAGGCAGGGGUGGACUCAUCCUAGGUUCCUUAAUCCCCUGUGCCCUCUUCUAUUUCCUCCAAUUCUACCUCAAACGGCACCGUUCACCCCCUUCCGACCCCCCGCCGCCCUCACCGUCGGCGGGGAACCUCCCCGAGCUGCCGCGCUCCUCCUCCCGUGCCAACCUGCUGGCGCGCGGCUCCACCGGCCGCGCGAGCUUGUCCUCUCGGGCGGCCUCCGUUGCCAGGCCUAACGAUUCGCCCUACUACAUUGGUCUGGAUCGAGUGCGGGAGGACCCUUACGAUGAAAUCGCCAAUCAAGAUGGCGUUUUUCAGCUUGGAUUGUCUGAAAACAGGUUGUCUUUGGAUUUAAUAGAAGAGUGGCUUUCGCAAAAUUCGACUGAUUCGAAACUCGGAGUGGAUAGUCAGGCUCUUGGGCUCGGCGGGAUUGCGACGUACCAGCCGAUGGAUGGAUUAGUGGGGUUCAAAGUGGUAAUGAGAAUGUCGUUUUAUUUUCCUGGUUAUAAUAGUUUGGGUUCAACUUAUAACUGGUUCAUUGUUUCACUAAUUGACUCGAAAGUCUGA